Molecule: messenger RNA, 2259 nt
Organism: Malassezia restricta
Lineage: Eukaryota; Fungi; Basidiomycota; Malasseziomycetes; Malasseziales; Malasseziaceae
Product: M-phase inducer tyrosine phosphatase
Exons: 2
Coding region: 1-2259 (752 amino acids)
Biological process (GO): protein dephosphorylation; positive regulation of G2/MI transition of meiotic cell cycle; G2/M transition of mitotic cell cycle
Cellular component (GO): nucleus; cytoplasm
Molecular function (GO): protein tyrosine phosphatase activity
Source: RefSeq, a predicted model, not a curated record
AUGUCAUCAUCGCUCCCGUUCACAAGUAAAAACAUACCUGCACUCGCAGGUUGGGGUGACAAUGUACCUACGGUGCGCCCCUCCUCUCCUGCAAAUCUGUCGCGUGAUGGUUUUAUUAUAAAUGAUCUCGACCGUUCUUUCGGCUCAUCUAUGUCGAUUUCGUCACUCGACAGCCCUCAUCGCUCUGUGCGACGGGAGCGUGCCUCAACACAAUCGGCUAUAGGGGUGCAUUUGGAUGAUCCGUUUGCUGCGACAGCAUAUGAAGGCUUCCUAGUGCCAACAUCUAUACCACCCACUUUUGCACACGUUUCUUCUAUACCAUACCGCGGCAUACCUGACAGUUCACCCCAUGCAAUGGACAUAUCAUCACCAGCUGUUAUCAUGGAGCCACCUGCAGGCAAGACUCCCGCCGCCUUUCGGUCAAUUCAGCCUUCUUCUGUCUCUUUUUUGGGACGUGAUAGUGGUACGAUGCGGUAUUCUAUGCCUGCUCUUGGACAUCAUUCGAACCUGAUGUCGCACCAGUCAACACCGGAUAGCCCGGACUACCGACGGCCUCCGAAAAAGCGUUUAGCAUCUACAAGUCAGCUGCAAGAUGCGUCGUUUGAGACAGAUGGCCCUGGACGCUGCGUGUUUUUUGAUGAAAAAAAGGGCCGAAUUCCCGUACAAAAUAAGUCACGGCUGCACUCACGGACGCAAAGUGAACUGUUGUGGUGGGAAAAAACAGAGUUGGAUUGGAACACAGCAGAUGCAAAAGAUCCCACUUCUGUUUCACCCACAGAUACGGCACGCCCAGACUGGCUGACAGCGGACGACAGCACUGCAAGUGAUUCAUUUCUGGCGCCCACGCAGCCAGCGAAAUCUGUUUCUCCUAUGGCGAAUUAUUUCUAUGACCCCCAGUCACCUUAUGUCAGUAUGAUUAGUGCCGUUCCUUCUCCUGUUUCAUCUCCGAGCCUUACUUCUACUGACCAGAACUGGGGCAAACGAUAUCAUACUUCCACGCUACCUUUACCAGAAGUGCGGGCGCCACUGUCAUCGACAAGUUUCAAUGCAGAUCCCAUCAUGCUCGAUGAACCCAGUGAAGAUGGGCCUGUCCAGACUGGAUCGCCUGUGCGGUCAUCUGUGCGGCGGAGCUCACUCUCUGGGCCCAGGCGCACGAAAACUACCAACGAUGCUCUCACAUCGAAGGAAAACGUGCCUCCUGUUCCCUCUACAGCUCUGUCCCACAUUCUGCCCGGAUUUGGUAAUCACGAGCUCGAGCAUAAGGUUUUGCCCUGUUUCCCCGUAAAGAGUGACGGUCUUAUGCGCGUAUCUUGCCAAACUGUUCGUGAUCUAAUGAAAGGCCAUUAUGAUGAUCGUGUUUCUGGCUAUCAGAUUGUCGACUGCCGCUUUGCAUAUGAGCACGAAGGUGGACACAUUGCAGGGUCGAUCAACCUCAACUCGAUUGAGCAGAUCCAGCAGCAUUUCCUCACGCCUGGUUCUGGUCUGCAUGCAGAACACGCGCUUCCUCCCCGAACACAAAGCGGACAUCCUGAUGAACAAGGCAGUACGCGCAAAUUUGUUCUCAUUUUCCACUGUGAGUUCAGUUUUAAACGGGGCCCCUGCUUGGCAUUGGCGCUACGCCAAGCGGACCGCUCACUUUCCAACGACUAUCCAAAAUGCCAUUUUCCCGACAUGUACAUUCUUCAGGGUGGCUAUGCUGAAUUUUUCCGGACGUGUCCAGAGAUGUGUGAGCCAAGGGCUUAUGUUGGCAUGGAUGAUCCUCGCUACUUGCGCAAGCGCUCCUCCGAGUUAUCUGGUUUCCGACGCCAGUUUUCGCGCAAUCGCAGCUUUGCUUAUGGGGAUGGUCAGGUGACUGGCUCGGCAGCUGCGCCCAUUGGGAGCAUGCGCCGUGCACCGAGCCUUAUGCCUUCGCUGCCACUUCCGACCGUGACAGGCUCGCCGCCACGUUUUUCAUCGACAGAAGUGGCUACUGCUGCGAAGACCAAAAUUGGCAGCACGACAGCAGCUCAGCAUCGAAUGGGCCAUAUACCCGCCUUUGGAAAAGCAUCCUCGUUGGCGCCACCUGAUUUGGCGCGUGAUGUAAGCUAUUCAUCAUGCGAUUCGUCGUUUGAUGGUAGCACGACAGAUUCACCAUGUGCUGUGGCACGGUCAGGACGGCCUGCUUUAAUGGACCUACCACAGCCUCAGCAGCGAGCUGCAAUGGCCAACCGGUUGUUGAGGCGUGCAGACACCACGCCCUCGGUGACGUUACCACCGUAG